GUUCACUUCCUCCAGAUCUGGGCCAAGCCCCGUGUCUCCCGCUUGGUCCCAAAGUACUUCACCCGUCACUUCUCAGACGAGGAGAAGACGGAUAAGUGGGUGAAGGUCGUCGCCCCUGUUGAGGCUGAGGGAGUGCUGGACAAGAGGGAAGGGGAUGGGCCUGCCCCGGUACAGAGCGGGGUGACGAUGUACGCUACUCUUCUCUCUGAGGGAAACAGCCUUGCGCAUCGGCUUCCACUCGACGGGCAGGGCAAGACGAGAAAGGUUUACGUGCAUGUCGUCCAGACUAGCGGGUAUAACGAUGGAUCCUCUAGCGGAGCACGCGUGAAGCUGAGCGGGGAAGGCAAGGAACUCGAGCUGAGGGAGGGCGAUGGAGCUUAUAUCGCUGGAUUACCUGAGCGCGAGCUGAUCCUGGAGAACGUCGGCGAGGGGAGGGCAGAGAUCGUUUUGUUUGAUACUGAGUAG
Dacryopinax primogenitus is the source of this 465-nucleotide messenger RNA. RefSeq lists its product as uncharacterized. The annotation marks the transcript as partial. The transcript has a single exon. The record is from RefSeq and is a predicted model, not a curated record. Lineage: Eukaryota; Fungi; Basidiomycota; Dacrymycetes; Dacrymycetales; Dacrymycetaceae.